UGAGGCCUGUUGGCGCCAGUGCUGCCCGGCUCCCCGCACAGCCGGCUGCGCAGUGGUCUGCUGCUGUCGCCGGGGCUGGUUCGCGUUCCCGACAGAACGCAGUGCUUUCUCAGCUGCUGGUUGUGGCCUGGCCAAGCCGUGGCUGCCGCAGCCACAGCCAAAGCAGCCUUGGCGCCAUGGAGGUGCUCAGGGCUGCCCCUCAGCCGUACUUGGGGCUGGUCCUAGAAAAGCUACACAGGAUUGUGGCAGCAUUGCCUGAAGAUCUGAGGCAAGGUCCUAAUCUCUAUGGUUUUCCAUGGGAAUUGGUGAUAUGUGCGGCUAUUACUGGAUUUUUUAUUUUUCUCUUGUUUUCGUGGAGAUGUUUUCAAUCGGUUAGAAGCCGGCUUUAUGUAGGAAGAGAGAAAAAGCUUGCUGUAAAGCUUUCUGAACUAAUUGAAGAAAAAUGUAAACUACUUGAAAAAUUUAGCGUUGUUGAAGAGGAGUAUGAAGGCUUAGAGUCAGCUUUGAAGGAUGCCAGCUUUGAGAAGGAGUCAACAGAAGCACAAAGUUUGGAGGCAACCUAUGAAAAGCUGAACAGGUCCAAAUCUAAACUUGAGGAUGAAAUACUAUUUCUAGAAAAAGAAUUAAAAGAACAGAAAUCUAAACACUCUGAACAAGAUGAAUUGAUGGCAGAUAUUUCGAAACAGAUACAGUCCCUAGAAAAUGAAUCAAAAUGCAUCAAAUCACAAGUAGCUGAAGCCAAAACAACCUUCAAAAUAUUUCAAAUGAAUGAAGAACGUCUGAAGGUGGCAAUGAAAGAUGCUUUGAAUGAAAAUUCCCAACUUCAGGAAAGCCAGGAACAGCUUUUGCAAGAAGCUGAAGUAUUGAAAGAACAAGUGAAUGAACUUAAUAAACAGAAAAUAACAUUUGAAGACUCCAAAGUACAUGCAGAGCAAGUUCUAAGUGAUAAAGAAAAUCACAUCAAGUCUCUGACUGAACGCUUGCUAAAGAUGAAAGAUUGGGCUGCUGUGCUUGGAGAAGAAGUAAUGGAUGAUAACUUGGAAUUGGAAAUGAAGAGUGAAUCACAAAAUGGUGCUCACUUAGAUAAUCAGCCAAAAGGAGCUUUGAAGAAGCUGAUUCAUGCUGCUCAGUUAAAUGCUUCUUUAAAAACCCUAGAAGGAGAAAGAAACCAAAUUUACACUAAAUUAUCUGAAGUAGAUAAAACAAAGGAAGAGCUUACAGAGCAUAUUAAAAAUAUCCAGAUUGAACAAGCAUCUUUACAGUCAGAAAAUACACAGUUGGAAAGUGAGAAUCAGAAGCUUCAGCAGAAACUUGAAGUAAUGACUGAACUGUAUCAAGAAAAUGAAAUGAAACUCCACAGGAAAUUAACAGUAGAGGAAAAUUACCGGUUAGAGAAGGAGGAGAAACUUUCCAAGGUAGAUGAAAAGAUCAGCCAUGCAGCUGAAGAACUGGAGACCUAUAGAAGCCGAGCCAAAGAUCUUAAAGAAGAAUUGGAGAGAACCAUUCGUUCUUAUCAAGGGCAGAUUGUUUCCUAUGAGAAAAAAGCGCAUGAUAAUUGGUUGGCAGCUCGGACUGCUGAAAGAUACCUCAGUGAUUUAAAGAAAGAAAAUGCUUACAAGAGACAAAAAUUAACUGAAAAAGAGUUUAAAUUUGAACUUUUAGAAAAAGAUCUUUAUGCACUUGAUGUUCCAAAUACAGCAUUUGGCAGAGAGCAUUCCCCAUAUGGUCCCUCACCAUUGGGUCGGCCUUCAUCUGAAACGAGAGCUUUUCUCUCUCCUCCAAUUUUGUUGGAGGGUCCACUCAGACUCUCACCUUUGCCUCCAGGGGGAGGAGGAGGAAGAGGCUCAGGAGGCCCAGAGAAUACUCUGGACCAUCAGAUUACCAAUGAAAAAGGAGAAUCAAGCUGUGAUAGGUCAACUGAUUCUCAUAGAGCACUUUCUGACACUGGGUCCUUGUCACCUCCAUGGGAACAGCACCGGAGGAUGAUGAUCCCUCCAUCAGGCCAACCAUAUUCUGAUCCAGCUCUCCUUCCACAAAGGCAAGACAGAUUUAAUUCUAAUUCUGGUAGGCUGUCUGGACCAGCAGAGCUCAGAAGUUUUAAUAUGCCUUCUGUGGAUAAAGUGGAUGGGCCAAUGUCUUCGCAAAUGGAAUCCAAUAGAAAUGAUACCAAAGACGAUCUUGGUAAUGUAAAUGUGCCUAAUUCAUCUCUACCUGCUGAAAGUGAAGCAACUGGUCCUGGCUUUGUUCCUCCACCUUUUUCUGCAAUCAGAGGUCCAUUGUUUCCAGUGGAUACAAGGGGUCCAUUCAUGAGAAGAGAACCUCCUUUUCCUCCACCUCCUCCAGGAAGCAUGUAUGGAGUUCCUCGAAAUUAUUUUCUACCAAGGGUUUUCCCUGUCCAGCCACCUCCUCCAUUUGCAAUGAGAAAUGUCUAUUCACCGAGGGGUUUACCUCCUAAUGUUCCUCCAAGAGCUGGAUUUUUCCCUCCACCCCCGCAUUCUGAAAGUAGGAGUGAGUUCCCUUCAAGAUCAGUUCCACCUUCAAAUGAGCCUACUACUGAUCCAGAACCACAGCAAGAAGCCUGACAAUAUUGUUGGUCUCUCUUAAUAAAUAAUUUUGACUUAUCUCUCAUUUUCAGUUUAAGUAACUACUGUUACUUAAAUGAUUAAACUUUUACUCAAAUUGAAACUUAAUGGAAUUAUAAUUCUCAGGAUAGUAUUUUGUAAAUAAAGAUGAUUUAAAUAUGAAUUUUAUGAGUAAAUUAUUUUCAUUUUAUUUUAUCCCAGGUAGUAUAAUUAUUUUAAUUUGAUUAACUAAUCCACUAUUACAUAAACAAUAAUGGGAAUUUUAUAUAUGUAAUCUUGCAGUUGGGGAUGUUUUAAACUCCAAAGCCUGUGUCUUUAUGCCAAGAAUUGUAUUUACUCUGGUUGUAGACAAAUGUGAAGGUAACUUUAUGCUUAAUUAAAUAAAUUUUAAUUGAUUUAAA
Galeopterus variegatus (Sunda flying lemur) is the source of this 2983-nucleotide messenger RNA. It is a transcript of the gene CTAGE5, whose product is annotated as CTAGE family, member 5. Gene Ontology annotation, biological process: protein secretion; endoplasmic reticulum to Golgi vesicle-mediated transport; vesicle cargo loading. NCBI's taxonomy places the organism in Eukaryota, Metazoa, Chordata, Mammalia, Dermoptera, Cynocephalidae. Gene Ontology annotation, cellular component: endoplasmic reticulum exit site; endoplasmic reticulum membrane. The record is from RefSeq and is a predicted model, not a curated record.